AUGCCCCCAAGACAAAGGAGAAGACAACAGGUGGACGAUGAGGAUAUAGAAUAUGGCCUGCCGCCUAGACAGCGAGCGAAUCGCCGUGACUCAGGUAAUGAUAGCGCAAACGACUCUGGGGAUGGAAUGGAUGUCGAUGGACAGGAUGGCAGCAAUGCUGAUGACCAGCUUGCCAAGAAGCUGGUUCGCUAUGCGUUAUCAUGUGAAUAUUCACGCACGCCCAUACGCCGCGAUGGCAUUAAGGAGAGAGUUCUUGGCAAUCAAGGGCGAUCCUUUAAGAGAAUAUUCGCGCUGGCGCAAAAGCAGUUGAGACUUGUUUGGGGCAUGGAGCUACGCGAGCUCCCAGUUAGAGAAAAGAUGUCCCUCCAAGAAAAGAGACAAGCGAUGAAGUCGAAUUCGCAGGCCAAAGUUGGAUCUGGCGCCUAUAUUUUGACGUCAACUUUGCCAGAAGCAUACCGCAGUGCGGCCAUCAUAAAGCCAUCCAGGACUCCUACCUCGGACGAUGAAGCAACAUAUGUCGCGUUCUAUACACUGGUCGUGUCGUUCAUUUGGCUAAAUGGUGGCGAACUCAGUGACCAAAAGCUAAGGCGAUACCUUGUUCGUUUGAAUGCCGACCAGAAUGUAUCAAGCGAAAAAACGGAAGCAACGCUGAAGAAAAUGGAAAGACACGGCUAUGUUAUCAAGAGGAUUGACCGCCCACCUCUUGGCCGAGACGAUGAGCAGACCAUCACUUGGCACGUUGGACCCAGAGCAAAAGAAGAAAUUGGGAUAGAUGGCGUACUUGGAUUGGUGCGAGAGUUGUACGGCGGGUCAUCAGAGGAUUUGGAGAAGAAGCUCAGGGUUAGUCUUGGCAUCAAGGAGCCGCGAAGGGUAAGGGAACAAGGGAACGAAGCUGAAACGAGUGGCACUCGCAGAGGGAAUGGAAAUGAAGACGACUAG
Molecule: messenger RNA, 939 nt
Organism: Metarhizium album ARSEF 1941
Lineage: Eukaryota; Fungi; Ascomycota; Sordariomycetes; Hypocreales; Clavicipitaceae
Product: MAGE protein
Exons: 4
Coding region: 1-939 (312 amino acids)
Biological process (GO): DNA repair
Cellular component (GO): nucleus
Source: RefSeq, a predicted model, not a curated record